CCUCUCGCCUUCUGUUCCUAGGCGACCCACAUCGGUCGUUCCGCGUUACGUCAUUUAGAAUCUACCAGUUUCCAAACUAAAAACGUUGGAACUGCAUCAACGUUCCAGUGUAACGGACGACCCGGGAAACUUAACCAAACACACCUAAACAGACGUCCCUCAAGGCUGAAGAUGAAGCUGGAUUUGUUUGUGCUGUGUCUGUCACUUUUAUCGUUUCAUACCCAUUUUUCACUGGCCAAGAGAUCAGGAGGAGGCAGCUUUGGGAAAAGCUUUGGCUCAAAGAAGACCUCCACAUCCAACAGAGGCAGCACUAACACAGGCAACAAAAAUAAUCAGGGCUCCAGCUCUCAGGGUGGAAACCCCAAACAGCCUGUAAAACCCAAUCAGGGAGGCUACCCUCCGCAAUCAGGCAGACCUGGGUAUCCGGGUAGUUACCCCCAGCAGCCGGGUGGAGGAGUUUACCAUAACCAGUAUCCAGCACGGGGCUCCCCAUACGGAGGAGGUUAUGGUGGUCAGGGCGGUUAUGGAGGUUAUGGUGGUCAGGGUGGUUAUGGAGGUUAUGGUGGUCAGGGCGGUUAUGGAGGAUAUGGUGGUGGAUACAUCAAUAAAAACCCAAAUAACAACAUCCUGAGCCCUCGCUAUGGCGGCAGCUUUGGAUACGGGGGUCAUGGUGUUGGGGGCGGCUCUCCCUUUUCCCGCUCGGUUCAGGCGAAUGGCAUGUAUCCGUCUGAUAAAUCCAGAGGGUUUGGGCGCAGUGCAGUAAUGGCAGCAGCUGGAGGAGCUAUGGCAGGAAUGGCCCUGGGCUACGGGUUAGGAAGGUUCCCGCGUCCUCACUUCAACUUCCACAGUCCUCAGGAGGAGUACUACUACAACAACUACAUGUACAGGAAAUAUGGCGUCAAGUCUACUGAUACCAAUGACUACAGCAGAGACUACACGUACAGCAAACCUCCGGAAACCUAUGAUAGGUACAUGGACUCUUGUAUGAAGAGAACAGACCUUCUGCCUGCAGAGAAUCGACAGCCAAACAACAAACCAGCUGCCACCAUCACAACUACUGCUGCAACCACCACACCUACUGCUGCCCUAGACACUGGCAAUGGCAGCAAUGCAACAGAGACCAACAGCACUGCAGUAGAUAACUCCUCGACCCCUGCAACUUCAACCCCCCGCCCUGUAAAUCAGCCUGAAGCCAAUCCUGUUACUCCAGCUUCAGAAGUUAUCAGAAAAACGGCUACUGAUGACGACGAUGAUACAGUCAGCAUUGUGGAGAUCGGCUACCCAGCACUGAUCAAUCAGCUGAAGGUCAGGAAAUGCUUAGAGCUGUACAUGGUCUACCAUGAAAAGUACUCGCGGCAACUGUCAGGAGGGGCACAGGGACUGGAGAUGAGCUCACAGGGGCUUUUAGCUGUGAUCACCAGUACUAUAGUGAUGCUACUGAAUAGCAACAUGCUAAUGCUGCUGCACUGAGGCCUUCAUUAGCAAUUUAAGUGAUGAAUAAUAUGUUAAACGAAUUAAAGGACCAGUGUGUAGGAUUUAAUGGCAUCUAGCGGUGUAGUUGUAGAUUACAACCCACUCGCCUCACCCUCCCAUUCCAAGAAACUAUGGUUGCUGCGAAACUUUCGUAAAACAUGAAAUUCCCUGUCCUUUCUGGGCUACUGUAGAAACAUGGCGGUUCAACAUGGCAGCUUCUGUGGAAGAGGACCCGCUCCCUCUGUAGAUAAAAAUAACUCAUUAAGUUAAUUCUAAGGUAACAAACACACAACGAUUCUUAUUUACAGGUGAUUAUACACUAAUGAAAACAUACCUAUGGAUGCUAUAUUCCAUUUCUGCCAAUAGAUCCUCCUAAAUGUUACACACUGGACCUUUAAGUACAGGGAUGUGAAAUGAUUAGGGAGAGAGGAACAUCUUACCCUUUAGGACUCUUCAUUAUGUGUGAAUUGUUAUGUUUUCUCCAUAUUUAGACAUUGUAUCCUCAUGCUUGACUGGCGCCACACAGCUGGCACACACACUGUAUUGCAUGUUUCAAUUAUGUAUUCAAGGAAAGGAAGGGCAAACGCAAGAUAUUAAAACUUCAAGAACCAUACUCAUCUGUUAGCCUUUGACUUAAAAUUACAAUCAAAUUUCCUAUUAACAUUCAUUUAUCCUGAGCUCAAUCAGUCAGAGAUGUUUGUUUUGUUAUUGUUUAAGAGGAUCACAGUCAUACAGAAAGGCGUUUGUGUGUGUCUAUAAGCUGUGGCAGAGGGAGACAGAGGAUCUCAGAGCCAGUACAAUAGGCGAUGACACACAGAACACCCAAAAGACGGCGCAUUUUUUCCUGAGUUUUCCUAAAACAGGAUGUUAUUCUACCCAGACCACAUCAGAGUGAGAGAAAGCAUGAAAUAGCCCAGUUCCUUACUUGACCCUUUUAUGAAGGAGUGCAAUCUGCCGGAUGUUGUUGAAAAGAACUUUAUCCAACCCGCCUGGCGCCUCUUCUGUCUGAGGACGUUGGAAAACAAAUACAUCCAUAAUUUCCCAACUUACUCAGCGAGCUACUUCAGCUGAGUUGUGGUCACACGAGUAACGUAUGAACUCUAGUAACGAGUAAUGAGUAACUGAUCUCUGGAUAAUGACUAAUUAACUUAUGUUGAAUAGUAAUGUGGGGAUAGUGAACGGCAGAUCUGCUUCUGAACUAGUGUGCGAUGCUGACAGCACCAACAGCUAAGUGGGGUAGUUAGUGAAGUGACUUUUGUCAGUCUUAAUACGGGGAGAGGUCAGACUAGAGAGCCAUGGUGUUGCAACAGAGUGCACUUACAUUUGUCUCUGGUGAAAGAGAGAGGGGCCAUUAACUGCACUCAACACUGCAACCUUGUUAUGGUUGGAAGGAUUCUGAUCCAUUAAAGUCCAUAUAGAAACAAUUUAGGAAGCUCUCUAGACAUAGAGGAAAGGAGUGGCACUCCCACUGACUCAUCAUCUCGCUGUGUUUGUGUUGUGUGUUUUAUUUAAGGAAAUUGACCACAGUCUUUUGUCUUUGUCAGGGUGAUGAGCUGUGUAAAUAAACUGCUUUAAUAAUAUACAUUACGUGUUUUAUGUGUGAUAUGAGUAUAUUAACUCCUGGGACGUUGACGUUGGGGGACUGAUUCAGUUCACAGAGUUGGAUAACAGUGAAUGGUGAUACAAAACGAUAAUCAAUUAAUACUGAACUUUAACUUGUCUAAUAUUCUAUUAGUCUACUGUUACAGAUAUCAGUGCUCCACACUGAAAGGUUUUACAUUGUGAGCAUGACUGAGUAUUGGAUCAUAGCUUAAAACAUAAAUGGACAUUUAUCAUAUGAGGUCCAUUUAAAUAAGACUGCUGGUAGUUAUUCUAUCUGGAUUAAACAGACUAAAAAUAACAGUUUCUGUUGUCACACUGGAAUUGAUGCAAAGCAAUGAGCGCUUUUUCUGACUGUUUAUGUAUGUUGUCCUAACAUUUUCCAUGUGCACUGCCAUUGCUUUGCACUGUGUGUUAUAUGUAUAUUUUCUUAUGUGUUUUUUAUAUUCUUGCCUCCUUUCUCCCUUCUAUCCAAUGUUUGUCCUUUCUUGCCCCUCUGUGGGGCAGCCUGUGACUGCAGAAGUGCUCUUAAAGUGUAAGACCACUGAUGUACUAAUUCUGAAUUUUAAUUCAAAAUCUACUGAAUGUUAUUUUCCAUUAUCGUCUCAGUUUAUGGUUGCUAAGCAUAUCAACGUGUGUACAGUACAUAAGAUUUGUAUAACCUUUUUUUUAAUCAUAGAAGCUGAAAAAAAAAAAGCAAUUUAAAGGUACUCUCUGGAGUUUUAAUUGCAAACUGUUACAAGAUUACUGGCCAGAACACACACAUUGAACACACCUCGUGACCCAGCUGUUGUGGAAACAUGUAAGAUAAGCUGUAUCUACCUACAAUAUAUCUAAAUAAGCUCUUAUGGCCUCCUCCAUGGUGUUAUAAAAUCAUCUUAUCUGAACAUCAUCGGCUUAAGUUUUGUCAAUCAAUGAUAAUCCUCACCAAUAACACCUUUUCCCUCUUGAUUUCUAUAUUUAGAGUGCAGCCAUGACAACCCUGUUUCCAGAAAUGAUCGUUGUACAUUUUCAGUGUCACUGAUUGGUUCAGUUUCAACACUUUUGCCCGUUAUGUUAAUUAAACAACAUUUCCUCAUUAUGUUAGAAAACACAAUCCGGUCUGUAUUACGUUAACUUCAAAGCAACGUAUUUGCUGUUGCAAAUAUAAGUGUAUGAAUAUAAUUUCUAUUAUAUUGUAACAAACUUGUUAUUGUUUGCCUGUAGAACAAUCUCUGUGAUCAAAACCCCCACAGUGUACCUUUAAUGUGUUGUUAUAUGUGGCCUACAUUACCUUGUGUCUGGCUCUGAAUGUAUUUGGAAAUGCACGUGUACCGUUUUUAAAGUCAUGAAUGCCUUUUACUGCGAGGGAUCACAUUUACUGUGCUGCUGGAGCUUCUACUGCAUAUCGAGGGUUGACUCACACUUUUUGCUUGUCCUGUCAAAUAAACAUAUUACAUUUA
Messenger RNA from Dicentrarchus labrax (European seabass), 4514 nucleotides. Its product is annotated as PE-PGRS family protein PE_PGRS18-like. NCBI's taxonomy places the organism in Eukaryota, Metazoa, Chordata, Actinopteri, Moronidae. Gene Ontology annotation, cellular component: membrane. The transcript has 2 exons. The record is from RefSeq and is a predicted model, not a curated record. Bases 172 to 1470 code for a protein of 432 amino acids. Gene Ontology annotation, biological process: protein homooligomerization.